Baudoinia panamericana UAMH 10762 is the source of this 1227-nucleotide messenger RNA. RefSeq lists its product as uncharacterized. Lineage: Eukaryota; Fungi; Ascomycota; Dothideomycetes; Mycosphaerellales; Teratosphaeriaceae. The record is from RefSeq and is a predicted model, not a curated record. The coding region runs from base 235 to 813 and encodes 192 amino acids. The transcript is spliced from 2 exons.
CCGCUCGGCAGUAUUGGUAUGCCUCGCUGAAUAUGCGCUAAGUGGCAUACAUCCCUUCUGCAACAGUGUCCCUCUGCGCAAUUCUAGCCGUCCGAACCGGACUGCCAACUCGCCUGCCAUGAGCAACCAGGAUUACGAAUGAAGGCACGCAAUCAUCUUGCUCUUGAGCGUUUCCUCCGUUGCUACAUAGGCCACGUGCGUAUCGCAGAUACCGUCCGACUAUCGCAAGCAGACAUGGCGCAAGUACUGCAAAAUCUACAUAACGAAUCUGGCACGGAGUACAAUCCGGGCCAGAUUAUCAUAUUGUUCGACAACCGCCACUUCAAGACCGCGGACAGUAAACUGUCCACUUUCCAAACGUAUUACUUGGACGGCUUAUGUAGACUUGGCUGGGCGACUUACUGGGAAAAGCCAGACUUAGAGCCCAGGAAGCUCCGGCUCAUAUGGUACACGCACGCGGGCAGAGAGGGUCAUCGCGACUUCCCACUUGCCCGCUACAUGGCAGUGAAGGACAUGUUCGACUCGCUCUCCGAACAAGGCUUCCGACCCAUGGUGCUAGGAUGGUCAGGCGAGAAUCCUUACCCCAUGAUCGGUGGCACUGAACCAGCACCCGAACCUGAGCAGAAGAAGCCCAAGCCCAGGCUGGCGACUAGUGCCAGUGACUACGUUAGCGGACAUGGCGGCAAGGCCGGUGCUACGCCGCACGAUAGAGUCAUGGCGAUUAUUGAGCAGGAAGAGGAGCGGGAGGCCAAAGCGAGGAAGGAGUUGGUGGAGAUCUCGAAGAAGGCAGAGGCUACUGGGUAUGGCGUGUGAUCUCCAAGCUAACUACUUGAUGCAAUUUAGCGACCUUCGCGGAGCUCUUUGACAUAUACCUGCCGUUUUUCUUCUUAGUAGCGUGCGUUGAAAGAUAGAUGGCGUCCGCGCUUGGGAAGAGUGCCGGAAAUCCCGAUCAUUUCUGGGGAGGUGCCGUGUAUGGCAGCGGAGACAGGCUACGGUGAAGCAAGGGGUAGCGGCGAGGUCAUACAUGUUGCUUAUCGCUGCUCAAACCUUCGAGAACGUCUCAAGAUGUGGUUCAGAUCCGCUCAGGGGCCGGCGCUAUUUCGAGAUGGACCCUGAACACGAACCCGGUUCCACCUCUCAGUCAAAGACCGCACAAGUCGUAGACUCAUGUAAGUAGUGUAACGCUGAAAUUCUUUCUCAGCUCGAAUACUGUUGCGAAUGACCGCC